AGGCUGCGUCGCGCGCGGAGCACUCUGGGACUUGUAGUUGUCGAGAUGGAGCGAUCAGUGCCGUACACGGUGCCUUUGGGUCAGAGGGAAGUGUUUCAGGCGCUGCAGCGGCUGCACAUGACCAUAUUCUCCCAGAGUGUCUCACCCUGCGGGAAGUUCCUGGCAUCUGGCAACAAUUAUGGGCAAAUAGCCAUCUUCAGCUUGUCUGCUGCUUUGAGCUCAGAGGCUAAAGAAGAAAGUAAGAAACCCAUAGUGAUCUUCCAAGCCCAUGAUGGGCCCGUCUACAGCAUGGUCUCCACCGAUCGACAUCUGUUCAGUGCUGGAGAUGGCGAGGUGAAGGCCUGGCUUUGGGUGGAGAUCCUCAAGAAGGGCUGUAAGGAGCUAUGGCGUCGUCAGCCCCCAUACAGGACCAGCUUGGAAGUGCCUGAGAUCAAUGCUUUGCUUCUCGUCCCCAAGGAGAAUUCCCUCAUUUUGGCAGGGGGAGACUGCCAGUUGCAUACGAUGGACCUAGAGACGGGGACCUUCACGCAGGCACUCCGGGGCCACACAGACUACAUUCACUGCCUGGCAUUGCGGGAGCGGAACCCUGAGGUGCUGUCAGGCGGUGAAGAUGGGUCUGUGCGGCUUUGGGACCUCCGCAUGGCCAAGGAGGUCCAGACAAUCGAGGUAUACAAGCACGAGGAGUGCUCAAGGCCCCACAACGGGCGUUGGAUCGGAUGUUUGGCAACUGACUCAGACUGGAUGGUCUGCGGAGGAGGCCCAGCACUCACCCUCUGGCACCUCCGAUCCUCCACGCCUACCACCAUCUUCCCCAUGUGGGCACCACAAAAGCAUGUCACUUUCUACCAGGACCUGAUUCUGUCAGCUGGCCAGGGCCCUUGUGUCAAUCAGUGGCAGCUGAGUGGGGAGCUUAAGGCUCAGGUGCCUAGCUCUUCCCCAGGACUGCUCAGCCUCAGCCUCAACCAACAGCCAGCAGCACCAGAGUGUAAGGUGGGUCUUGCAAAGAGCUGUGGCGGUCCUGGAAAGCCGAGAGUGUGGGCAGGUCCAUCACUCUUCUCUUGCCUCCAGGUGCUGACAGCUGCAGGUAGCAGCUGCCGGGUGGAUGUGUUCACCAAUCUGGGCUACCGCGCCUUCUCCCUGUCUUUCUGACCUCCGGCAACUCCCUCCCCCCACCACUGCAGGGGUCUGGACUGGUUUGUUUUUUUUUUACAAAUAAAAUUUCAGGCUUUUC
Artibeus jamaicensis (Jamaican fruit-eating bat) is the source of this 1231-nucleotide messenger RNA. RefSeq names its product THO complex subunit 6 (gene THOC6). The coding region runs from base 46 to 1149 and encodes 367 amino acids. NCBI's taxonomy places the organism in Eukaryota, Metazoa, Chordata, Mammalia, Chiroptera, Phyllostomidae. The record is from RefSeq and is a predicted model, not a curated record. Gene Ontology annotation, cellular component: transcription export complex; THO complex. Gene Ontology annotation, biological process: mRNA export from nucleus. The transcript has 12 exons. Gene Ontology annotation, molecular function: protein binding.